Protomyces lactucae-debilis is the source of this 1483-nucleotide messenger RNA. RefSeq lists its product as uncharacterized. Lineage: Eukaryota; Fungi; Ascomycota; Taphrinomycetes; Taphrinales; Protomycetaceae. Bases 364 to 1128 code for a protein of 254 amino acids. The transcript is spliced from 4 exons. The record is from RefSeq and is a predicted model, not a curated record.
GCUACAAGUCGUCCCCAAAACAAUUGCCUCAGGGAGAGAGGGAGAGAGAGGGGAAUUUCGAUGGACACUGCAAUGCUGUCUGCUAUAGGGACUUCAGUAGCAGCAAGUCACGCCAGACUCCUGGACUUGGACGCCAGUAGAAUUGCUGCGUUCUCACCAUUUUACUACAGAUUGGGCCAUGGUUCAUGUGUACGAUUCUGCAUGGAUAAGUCGACAUGUUUUUUUGUUUGUUCAUUUCUCCUGACAUUGCCAGGGUUCGUUCCAAGCAAUUGCACCAGUGACCAGGCUGGCCUCUUAUAAGUCCCCUCCCUUCCGCUUUCCGGACAGUGGGACACUACACAGCGAGAUUGUCCUCUGGAAAGGAUGAAGUCGCUGAUGAUCUCUCUACAAGUCCUACUGGUGCUGCUGCAGAGUGCAGCUGCAAAACCAAAGUUUUACCGAAAGUUCCCAAGAUCUUGCCAACUUGGGUCGAUCCAAGAGGACAGCAAGGCCGAAAUCGUUGAAAUCAGCUACCAUAUGACGGCCAAGCAAGCGCCCGUCUGGGAUCUUACUGAUACAAACGAGGGCGGUGUGCUCAUUUGGCUUGGGCUAUCGCAGACUUAUGACACAGGUGGGAUAAUUCAACCUUCUGCUGAAAAGCGUUUCGAGAACACCUGUCAUGCCAAGACUGGCGAAUGGUGUUUGAUGGAAUCCGUCUUCGUGGGUGAAGAGGUUCCCCAAUUGGAAUCACCAGCUGUGCCGUGGAAUGGACGCACUGUCUUCGUCAAGUCUCGCAUGGUCGCUGCCAAAAAGCACUGGGAAAUGACAAUCUCCGAGACAUCUGGUCAGCGACUCACAAAUAUGACCGUUCCAAUCAACGCUAUGACUAGAGGCAUGAAAGCCCUAUUGGCAAAUGUUGAGCUUAUGGACGGAUGGGAACCCUCAAUUUUAGGGCAUACUUACUCUGAUGUCAAGAUCACACUGUCCAGCCCUGACAAGACAUUUCUCAAGCCUUUCUCCGACGAGGACUGUAGCGUUCAAAAUGUUCUUUCCUCAGCAGACGGAGCAAUUUGGCGCAUCGGAAGCAUUUUUAUGAGGUCUAGUGCAGCUGGUGGCGUACGUGACCCGCACAAGACAGCGACAAACUGAUUCCAUGUGCGAUGAGACUUAUGCGCGUUGAACCUGCAAAGUUCGCACCUUUGAGUCCACAGUCAACAGUCGACAGCUACCCUCCUUAGCGAUGAUGCUGAACCUGCUACAAGGAUUUUGUGUGAAAUAGGUCUCCUACGCAAACAUGACUCCAUUCAAAACGUUGGUAGCAUUUCUAAAAUGAGCAGGAACUCGGCAGAUACAGUAGCCACGCUAUUUGCCAUUACAAUGACCUCAAAAGCCUGCAGCAGCUUGCAGGCGCUCUGGACAGUGUUACGCUUCCGCAACACAGAGUGCUACAAGACAUAUCCAAUCGAUUGUCUCAACGACAAAAGUCCCGUUGGGCCCUCUGCUA